AUGGCUUCACAAAUUGCAGCUCAAUUGGAAUUAAUUGCUGCUGAUCCCAUAUUGCAAAAAGACUUAGAAAUUUUACCAAGGAACUACACAUUUGAAAUACCGAAAACUAUAUGGAAGAUACGAACCACAGAUGCCAAAUUUGUGGCUUUACAAUUCCCUGAAGGGCUAACCAUGUAUGCCUGUUUGAUUUCCGACAUUUUGGAGAAACAUACUGGGUGUAGAACUAUAAUUAUGGGCGAUGUUACUUAUGGAGCUUGUUGCGUUGAUGACUAUACGGCCAAGAUGCUCGGUUGUGAUUUACUUGUACAUUAUGGCCAUAGUUGUCUUGUACCGAUACAGAACACGGAAGGCAUUCAUAUGCUUUAUAUAUUCGUGAAUAUCGAUAUCAAUCUAUCACAUCUGCUAAGUUGCUUAAUAGACAAUUUCGAAAAGGGAAAGAAAAUCGCUCUAAUCAGCACAAUUCAGUUCAUACCGUCGUUGCAUACUAUAAAAAAAAAUCUAGUCGAGAGUGGUUUUGAUAUUUUGCUACCUCAAGCCAAACCGCUAAGUCCAGGAGAAGUUUUAGGAUGUACUUCUCCACGUUUACCCUCCGACGUACAGGCUUUGAUUUAUGUUGGUGACGGCCGAUUUCAUUUGGAAUCAGCAAUGAUCCACAAUCCUUCUAUUCCUGCUUUUCAAUACGAUCCUUAUGCAAGAAAACUGACAAGAGAAGAGUACGAUUUUCCGAAAAUGAGGUCUAUCAGAUCUGAUGCUAUAAAAACAGCUCAAAAGGCUACUUAUUUCGGCCUGAUUCAGGGAACUUUGGGAAGACAAGGUAAUAUAAAAAUUGCUGAGGAAUUAGAAGCUAAACUAGUCAGUAAAGGAAAGAAAUUUGUCCGCGUACUUCUAUCAGAAAUUUUCCCUGAUAAGCUGGCUCUGUUCAAAGAGAUUGAUUGUUGGGUACAAGUUGCCUGUCCUCGCCUGUCUAUCGACUGGGGAGCUCAAUUUGGGAAGCCAUUGUUGUCUCCUUACGAGCUAGCUGUUGCAUUGGAAGAGGUUGUCGUACCUACCGAUUACUAUCCAAUGGAUUAUUAUUCAAACGAGUCUACUGGGCCUUGGACAAACAACCAUAUAAAGCAUAGGCCGGUACGAGAAAAGAAACGACCUAAAGUGGUUGUGGCUCAAGAAAUGAAGAAUUAA
This is a messenger RNA of Auanema sp. JU1783, 1179 nucleotides long. The record is from the annotation of a GenBank genome assembly. NCBI's taxonomy places the organism in Eukaryota, Metazoa, Nematoda, Chromadorea, Rhabditida, Rhabditidae.